Messenger RNA from Coniophora puteana RWD-64-598 SS2, 4939 nucleotides. RefSeq lists its product as uncharacterized. The record is from RefSeq and is a predicted model, not a curated record. The transcript is spliced from 17 exons. Gene Ontology annotation, biological process: lipid transport; transmembrane transport. Lineage: Eukaryota; Fungi; Basidiomycota; Agaricomycetes; Boletales; Coniophoraceae. Gene Ontology annotation, cellular component: intracellular membrane-bounded organelle; membrane. Gene Ontology annotation, molecular function: lipid carrier activity; ATP binding; ATP hydrolysis activity. Bases 1 to 4896 code for a protein of 1631 amino acids.
AUGUCAGUUGGCUUAUUCCUGCGACAGUUUUGGGCGCUAUGGAAGAAGAACUGGAUCAUCAUCUGGAAGCAUAAAUGGCUGAACUUGUUUCGCUGUCUCCUACUACCAGCGCUCUUCGCUGGAUUCAUGCUUGCUGCUCAAGAGGAAACGUACUACGUUCAAGAGUAUAGCUUAGGCAGUCCCAUUCCCGUCAAAUCUCUUCAAACCCAAUUCUCGAGCUCCAAGAUCCUUGUCUGGGCCGACAACACGAACAGCAGCGGCUCUCCUGCCGCAUACUCGUUGAUGUCGCGCAUCACUAACGGUUUUUCUGACGCGCAGCAGAAUUCCGUUGUGCAUCUAGGGUCGUCUACGGAAUUCGCGACUGCUUGUACGCCAAACCUCGCCGGGUACUCGACCUGUUUCGCAGGCAUCACCUUUGACGCGCUCCCGGGUUCAUGGGACUCAUCCGAUAACACCAUCGUGAACUAUACCCUCAGCGGGGACAGCGGUCUGGGAUACAUUGAUGUUUUGGGGCAUACGUCGGACUUCGAGGAUAUCAUCAUGCCGUUACAGUGGGCUGUUGACCAAGCCAUCAUCUACCUAAGAACGGGGCAGGACGUGGACACACCCCUCGAGUGGCCGUUUUCACAGGAGACGGACAGCGAGCAGAACGAUGAUUUCAGGACAAAAUACAUUCGGAAUAUACGGAAUUACCUAAUGAUCGUAAUGUUUUUCGAGUUUAUCCCAAUCGCGUACCACCUUGGGGGCUGGUUUUCCACGGAACGAGCGACGUUGCUGGCGGAACUCAUGAAGGCCAUGGGGCUUCUCGACUCAGCCCGCGUCAUUUCCUGGCAUGUGACACUGUCUGUUGCAUACAUCCCCGGAUGGGUUGCUGCCGCUGUUAUAUGGCACUACGUCACGUUCACAAAGACGACGAUCGGCCUCCUUGUUGCUACGCACGUUCUAACAGGGCUCUCGCUUGCGAGCUGGACGCUCUUCGUAACAGUGCCCCUUAUGAACAUCCCACAGUUAGCUGCUUUAGCGCCCACCGUGCUGUCGAUUCUCUUUGCAGCAUUCGCGCUUCUCGCUAAGCAUGCGAGUACGACUGGUGCUUUUGUGUAUACAGUCGUGUUUCCCCCGGGCUUCUACGUGUUUUCCAUGCGGGCUAUAUGUGGAUGGGAAAGUCACCUGCUGGGCGCGAAAGCGGGUCAAGGGGACCCGGAUAACGGUUUGGUACUGACGCCGUUGUUUAUUGCUGCUGCGGUCAGCACAGUUAUGUGGCCCGUACUCGCGAUCUGGCUCGAAUCUGCGAUAUACGACUCGAAGCCCACCGUAAAGCGACCAUGGGUCCCUUGGUUAUCGGAACGCGGCUACGCUAAUAUGCCCUCGGAAACCCACCUUCUAGGGAGUGCUGUUUCUAUACGUAAUUUGAAGAUGGUUUUUCCGCCUUCGCUCCUCGGUCGCAAGAAUCCCGUAGUAGCAAUUGAGGAUUUGUCUUUAGACGUCCCAACGUCGGGUAUAUUUGUUCUACUUGGAUCAAACGGAGCUGGGAAGUCGACCACUCUCUCUGUUCUUGGCGGGCUUCUCACACCUACGUCCGGCAGCAUCGUAUUUGCGGGAGGUCGCGCUCGCCCUCCCCGUGGCGGUCUUGGCAUUGUUCCUCAGAAAGACAUACUUUUCCCCGACCUUACCUGCCUGCAGAUUCUCCGUGUCUGGCGUUCCAUAAAGCACUCCAGUUCUUCUCCCUCUCCCUCUGACGCCGACCUCCGACAGCUGCUGCGCGACUGCGGCCUGUCAAAGAAGAUAGACUCGUGUGCGAUGACUAUGUCUGGCGGACAAAAGCGCAAGUUGCAGCUUGCAUGUGGCCUCGUUGGUGACUCUCCCUUGCUGCUCGUAGACGAGUGUACAUCUGGCGUGGAUCCCCUGUCGCGCCGCGAUAUAUGGCGCGUCUUGAACGGCGUGAAGCACGAGCGCUCGAUCGUCUAUACAACGCAUUUUCUCGAUGAAGCGGACCUGCUCGCGGAUGAGAUUGCGAUUCUCGCGUCGCCUGGAAAGCUUGUUGCUGCUGGGUCGCCGGUCGCACUCAAGGCGAGGUACGGGAGCGGGUAUAAUUUGCAAGUAACGUUUUCUGCAGGGAGUGAGGACGAGAUCGAGUCACUGGCUCGGGAGGCUCUGAGGAGGUUGAAGCGGGUCAUACCCGAGGCGGAGAUGAACUCAGCAUCGCCGGUAACCAUGCGGUACCAUCUCCAUACAUGGGACCCACUCGUUAUCGAACGAGCGCUGACUCUCCUUGAGAACGACGUGCAUGUCUCACCAGCCAUUUCAUCGUGCGAUGUUCUUGGAACGUCGAUCGAAGACAUCUUUCUCGAUGUGCUCUCAGAAAAACCACCUCACUAUCCGAUCGACGGCGCUGGGACGCUAUACCUUCCCCCUACUUCACCCGAGUUUCCUCCUAAAAGCGAACCACCGAAAGUCCUUGCGGAUGGACGCAGGAUAUCGCCUUUCUACCAGGCCCUCAUCGUCGCAUACAAACGCUAUCUCAUCGCUCGUCGAAGCUGGUAUAUUCCCCUGCUUCUCACGCUCGUCGCUAUCCUCGGGUCAUGCGUCCCCAUCAUCUUUGUCUAUCGCCAACCCGCGGGCGACGUGUGUAUGCUCCAGCGAAGCGCCGUCACGCGUCAACCUCUUUAUCUUCCCGAUGCACUCGCCACCGCCGCUUCUACGGGAGGUGCGGGAAACGCCACAGAGACUCCGCUGCUCGUUUCCCCUCCUAGCGUCGCCUCUUUCAUGAGUCAAGAAUUGAACGGCGUGGAUAUAGUUAGCUUGCAGGACAACAACAGCUUUGUGUCGACUAUAUCUGGAGAUUACCUCAACAUACCGCUUGGCGGACUUUCCAUUCCCACUUCGACAAGCGCAGAGACCGGAGACACAUUGUUUGCAUGGGAGGCGUCUUCUGACGGUGGUCUAAAAGGGCUCGCGAUGCUUAACCUUGUCUCGAACCUCCUCUACACUCAAGCUCGGAACACGGCGGGUAAUAGCAGCGGAACAGCCAAUCCUGUCAUCUACGCAAGUUAUGAGCAGUUUCCGCCGAUCUCUGGGACAAGCUUACACGGCCUGGAGUGGCUGGCGAUCUUUGGGACUUGCAUGAUAAUCUACCCAGCGUUCUUUGCGGUGUACGUCUCCACCGAACGACAUACUUCUGUGAAGGCAAUGCAGAGGUCGAACGGCCUGAGUAGCGCGUUGGGGCUUUGGACGGGGCAUCUGAUGUUUGAUUCAUCCUUCGUGGUGGUUAUCAGUUCGCUCGUGGUAAUUGCCUUCGCGGCAUCGGGGCGCUUCUUCGAACUCGGGUUUUAUUGGAUCGUGCUUAUUCUGUACGGAGUCUCAGCUACGUUAUUGGCAUAUGUUACGACUCUGUUCAUGGCUUCGCCCCUCGGUGCAUUUGCGGUCUCAACGGGAUAUCAAUUCUUCAUUUUCAUUCUAUACAUGCUCGGUUAUUCCAUCUUUGUGUCGGGCACGAAAUCGACGGAAACAUCCCGGGUCACACAGAUAUUCACUUACGCCUUUAUAUGGCUUGCCCCAGUUGCAAGUCUCGAACGUGCAUCCUUCAUUUCCCUGGAUCUCUUCACCCUUCUUUGUUCCGGAACGUCAGAACUAUCCGUUUCCGAGCUAGGAAAAGUCAACAGUUUCGGUGGUCCAAUAUUGUAUCUCUCCGUCACCGCCCUUACCCUCUUCUGUAUCCUCCUCAUUGCCGAUGGUGGUCCGCUUCUUGGCGGCACGUCUCUCAAGUGCCUAUCAUGUGGGCGACGAAAACGCCUUCGGGCGAUAAAGAAGAUGCGACAGCAGGCGGGAACUGGCAUGGAUGUGCUGAGAGAGGACGUCGCCAGAGAGCGUAAUGCUGUCAAAAUGUCACGCGAUGAGCUGCGGGUCUUGAGUGUCACCAAAGCGUUCGAGAAGGGGAAGGUUGUAGUUGACGAUCUGAGCAUCGGCAUUGCGAAGGACACUAUUUUUGCACUGUUGGGUCCGAACGGAGCGGGAAAGACGACGACGUUUAACAUGAUCCGUGGAGACGUAACCCCUGAUCUAGGAGAUAUACUCGUCCACGAUGUCUCUGUCGCUUCGCAGCCUAACGCCUCACGCUUGUCGCUCGGAGUAUGCCCGCAGUUUACGGCUAUCGACGCACAUCUCACCGUGCGUGAGCAUCUGCUACUCUACGGCCUGUUCAAGGGCCUGAGCCGUGGAGCUGAGAUCGACAACAACGUGGAUUCUCUGCUGAGAGCGACUGAUUUAUGGGAGUAUCAUGAAAGGCUUGCUUGUCAGCUGUCUGGAGGAAACCAAAGGAAGUUGGCGUUGGCUAUCGCAUUGAUUGGUAACCCUUCUGUGAUCCUGAUCGACGAGUUUUCGACUGGCGUGGAUGCUCAAGUCAAGCGGGAUAUGUGGGGUAUACUGAGGAAGUUAGCGAUAGGUAAAGUGGUGGUGAUCACCACUCACUCAAUGGAAGAAGCAUCUGCGCUAGCAAGUAAAGUCGGAAUCUUGUCAACCAGGCUUUUAGCCAUCGGUACAUUAGACGAUCUCGCGAGCCGCUACGCAAACUACCAAGUCCAGUUUUCUUGCCGAACGCGGGAUGACGUCCUCCGUGUGCAGGAUGCUAUAAGCCGCAUACCCGGUGCGAUGCUCACCGAUGAUGCUACUACACGGUUUGAGGUUCAGAUCCACCGAGAGCAAGUCGGCACGAACGACGCCAGCGCAAUGAAAGCGUCAAUGUCUGAAAUGCCUGAAGUUGGUCCGAGAUUGACGCUCGCGCGGCUUUUCCGGCUACUGGCUGAGAGCGGUGUUCAAGAGUAUACAGUAGAGAAGGCAUCAUUGGAGAGUGUGUUUUUGCGUGUGGUCAAGGAGGGCGACGCAAUUCAGGAAGAGGCUUGAGAUUUCCAGAGGUUCACAUGGAUCUCGCGUUGUUAAAGGUUUG